Kluyveromyces marxianus DMKU3-1042 is the source of this 324-nucleotide messenger RNA. It is a transcript of the gene GRX1, whose product is annotated as dithiol glutaredoxin GRX1. NCBI's taxonomy places the organism in Eukaryota, Fungi, Ascomycota, Saccharomycetes, Saccharomycetales, Saccharomycetaceae. The transcript has a single exon. The record is from RefSeq and is a predicted model, not a curated record. Gene Ontology annotation, cellular component: cytoplasm; nucleus. Gene Ontology annotation, molecular function: glutathione disulfide oxidoreductase activity. Gene Ontology annotation, biological process: cellular response to oxidative stress. The coding region runs from base 1 to 324 and encodes 107 amino acids.
AUGGCUCCUGUUUCUACUGUUUCCCGUGUUCAAGGGUUAAUCAACUCUUCCAAGAUUUUCGUUGCAGCCAAGACCUACUGUCCAUACUGCCAAGCUACUUUGAAGACGCUUUUUGACGACAAGAAGGUCAACAAGGACAUUGCAACUGUUUUGCAAUUGAACGAACUUGAUGAUGGUGCCGAGAUUCAAGAUGCUUUGCUUGAAAUCAGUGGCCAAAGAACCGUGCCAAACAUUUACAUCAACGGCAAGCACAUUGGUGGGAACUCUGAUUUGCAAGAAUUGAACAGCUCUGGUGAGUUGGACAAGUUGUUGGCUGCUUUGUAA